Hippopotamus amphibius kiboko is the source of this 9008-nucleotide messenger RNA. RefSeq names its product insulin like growth factor 2 receptor (gene IGF2R). Gene Ontology annotation, biological process: lysosomal transport. Gene Ontology annotation, cellular component: plasma membrane; trans-Golgi network; late endosome. Lineage: Eukaryota; Metazoa; Chordata; Mammalia; Artiodactyla; Hippopotamidae. The transcript has 48 exons. Gene Ontology annotation, molecular function: signaling receptor activity; insulin-like growth factor binding; D-mannose binding. The record is from RefSeq and is a predicted model, not a curated record. The coding region runs from base 168 to 7634 and encodes 2488 amino acids.
CGAGCCCAGACGAGCCGCGCGCCUCUUGGGCUCCUGCUCUGCUCCAGCUCUCAGGGCUCCCCUCCGCCUCCGUCUUCGCCCUGGCGGCACAACCAUGUCCCGGUCGCGGCCCCCGGCAGCCGCGCGCCGCUAGCCCUGCUCCUGCCACGCAGCCCGGGCCCGGCGCGAUGGGGGCCGCCGGCGGCCCGAGCGCCCACCUGGGGCCCGCGCCCGUCGGCCGCCCGCCGCGCUCCCUGCUCCUGCUGCAGCUGCUGCUGCUGGUCUGGGCCCCGGGGACGGCGGGGACCCAGGGCGCCGAGUUCCCCGAGCUGUGCAGUUAUACAUGGGAAGCUGUCGAUACCAAAAAUAACAAGCUUUAUAAAAUCAGCAUCUGUGGAAAUGUGGCCCAGUGUGGACCAUCAAGUGCUGUUUGUGUGCAUGACUUGAAGACAAACAGCUUUUAUUCUGUGGGUGACUCCCUUUUGAAAAGCACAACCAGCUCUCUUCUGGAAUUCAACACAACAGUGAGCUGUGAGCAGCACAGUGGAAAUCACAGAGUCCAGAGCAGUAUCACCUUCUUAUGUGGGAAAACCUUGGGAACUCCCGAAUUUGUAACUGCAACCGACUGUGUGCAUUACUUUGAGUGGAGGACAACUGCAGCCUGCAAGAAAGACAUAUUUAAAGCGAAUAAAGAGGUGCCGUGCUACGUGUUUGACAGAGAGCUCAAGAAGCAUGAUUUAAACCCACUGAUCAAGGUCAGCGAUGCUUACUUGGUGGACGACUCUGACCCGGACACUUCUCUGUUCAUCAACGUUUGCAGAGACAUAGAGGCCCUACGGGCCACACAUCCGCAGGUGCGUUCCUGUCCCGUCGGCACGGCUGCCUGCCUGGUGAGAGGGGACCGGGCGUUCGACGUGGGCCGGCCCAAGGAGGGACUGCAGCUUGUGAGCAAUGACAGGCUUGUCCUGACUUAUGUGACAGAAGGGGCAGUUCAGCCAGACUUUUGUGACGGUCACAGCCCGGCAGUGACUAUCACGUUUGUCUGCCCGUCGGAGCGCAGAGAGGGCACCCUUCCCAAGCUCACGGCGAAAUCCAACUGCCGCUAUGAAAUUGAGUGGAUCACGGAGUACGCCUGCCACAGGGAUUACCUGGAAAGUCGGAACUGCUCUCUGAGCAGUGAGCAGCAUGACAUCCCCGUCAACCUCCAGCCGCUCAGCCAGGUCGGAGCUUCAAACUCCUCGUACUAUACUGCGGAGGGGGAAGAAUAUGUUUUUUAUUUGAAUGUCUGUGGCGGAACCGAAGCGCAGAUCUGUAAUAAGAAAGAUGCUGCAGUUUGCCAAGUGAAAAAGUCAGAUUCCACUCAACUCAAAGUGGCGGGGAAACUCCAGAAUCAAACCCUCCGGUACUCGGAUGGAGACCUCACCCUGAUAUACUUUGGGGGCGAUGCGUGCAGCUCUGGCUUUCAGCGAAUGAGUGUCAUCAGCUUCGAGUGCAACGAGACCGCAGGUAACAGUGGGAGAGGGGCUCCUGUGUUCACCGGGGAGGUGGACUGCACCUACUUCUUCACGUGGGACACCAAGUAUGCCUGCACGGACGAGAAGGAGGCCCUGCUCUGCGGCGUCUCCGAUGGGAAGCAGCGCUUCGACCUGUCAACGCUGGCCCGACACUCAGAGCUGGAACAGAAUUGGGAAGCCGUGGAUGGCAGCCAGAGGGAACCAGCAAAGAAGCACUUCUUCAUUAACAUCUGCCACCGGGUCCUGCAGAAGGGCCAGGCGAGGGGAUGCCCCGAGGACGCAGCCGUGUGUGCUGUGGAUAAAUACGGAAGUAAAAACCUGGGCAAAUUUAUUUCUCCUCCCACAAAAGAGAAAGGAAACAUUCAGCUCUCUUAUUCAGAUGGUGAUGAGUGUGCUGGCGGCAGGAGAAUAAAGACGAACAUAACGCUCGUGUGCAAGCCAGGUGAUUUAGAAAGUGCCCCAGUGCUGAGAACUUCUAGGGUGGAUGGAUGCUUCUACGAGUUUGAGUGGCACACGGCCACAGCCUGUGUGCUGUCCAGAACCGAGGGGGAUAACUGUACCGUCUUCGACUCCCAGGCAGGGUUUUCUUUCGACUUGUCACCUCUCACAAAGAAGAAUGGCGCCUACAAAGUUGAGACGGAGAAGUAUGAGUUUUACAUCAACGUGUGCGGUGCGGUGUCCGAGGGCUCCUGCCAGCCGGACUCAGGAGCCUGUCAGGUGUCAAAAAGUGAUAGGAAGUCUUGGAACUUGGGGCGCAGUAAUGCCAAGCUUUCAUAUUACGAUGGGAUGAUCCAGCUGAACUACAGAGAGGGCACGCCCUAUAACAAUGAAAAGCACACACCAAGAGCCACGCUGAUCACCUUUCUUUGUGAUCGAGACGCUGGAGUGGGUCUCCCUGAGUAUCAGGAAGAAGAUAACUCUACCUACAACUUCCGGUGGUACACCAGUUACGCCUGCCCGGAGGAGCCGCUGGAGUGCGUGGUGACCGACCCCUCCACCAUGGAGCAGUACGAUCUCUCCAGUCUAGCAAAAUCCGAGGGUGGUCGUGGAGGAAACUGGUAUGCCCUGGACAAUGCUGGGGCACGCAGCACGUGGAGGAAAUACUACAUAAACGUGUGUCGACCUCUGAACCCGGUGCCGGGCUGCGAUCGGUACGCAUCCGCUUGCCAGAUGAAGUACCAGAACGACCAGGGUUCAUUUUCAGAAACUGUCUCCAUCAGCAACCUGGGGGUCGCAAAGACGGGCCCCGUGGUGGAGAACAGCGGCAGCCUCCUCCUGGAGUACGUGAACGGCUCCGCCUGCAACACCAGCGACAGGAGACAGACUACCUACACCACCAGGAUCCACCUCGUCUGCUCCAGGGGCAGCCUGAACACCCAUCCCAUAUUUUCUCUCAGCUGGGAGUGUGUGGUCAGCUUCCUGUGGAACACGGAGGCUGCCUGUCCUGUCCAAGUAACGACAGACACAGACCAGGCCUGCUCCAUCAGGGACCCCAACAGUGGGUAUGUGUUCGAUCUGAACCCACUAAACAGUUCCCAAGGAUACGUAGUCUCGGGCAUCGGGAAGACGUUUGUGUUGAACGUGUGCGGUGCAGUGCCCAUCUGCGGCACCAUGGAUGGAAAACCCGCUUCUGGCUGUGAGGCAGAAACCCAGACCGAAGAGCUGAAGAAUCUGAAGCCGGGAAGGCUGGUGGGCCUGGAGAAGAGCCUCCAGCUGUCCACCGAAGGCUUUAUAACUCUGACCUACACGGGGCUUCCUUCCCCCUCCAAAGGGAGGGCCGACGCGUUCAUCAUCCGCUUUGUCUGCAAUGAUGACGUUUACCCAGGCACCCCCAGAUUCUUGCAUCAGGACAUUGACUCCGGCCUGGGGAUCCGGGACACUUUCUUUGAGUUUGAAACCGCUUUGGCCUGUGUACCUUCUCCGGUGGAUUGCCAAGUCACAGACCUCGCUGGGAACGAGUACGAUCUGAGUGGCCUAAGCAAAGCCAAGAAGCCCUGGACUGCAGUCGACACCUUGUCUGAUGGAAAAAGGAGGACCUUCUACUUGAGUGUCUGCAGUCCUCUCCCGUACAUUCCUGGCUGCCGUGGCAGCGCAGUGGGGUCCUGCCUGGUGUCAGAAGACAACAGCUGGAACCUGGGCGUCGUGCAGGCCAGUCCUCAAGUUGCCAACGGGUCCCUGAGCAUCAUCUACGUCAAUGGUGACAAAUGCAGGAACCAGCGUUUCUCCACCAGGAUAACACUCGAGUGUGCCCACACGACGGGAUCCCCGACCUUUGAGCUCCUGAACGACUGUGAGUAUGUGUUUGUCUGGAGAACUGUGGAAGCCUGUCCCGUUGUCCGCGUGGAAGGAGACAACUGUGAGGUGAGAGACCCACGGCAUGGCAACGUGUAUGACCUAAAGCCUCUCAGCCUAAAUGACACCAUCGUGAGCGCCGGAGAAUACACCUAUUACUUCCGGGUCUGUGGAAAGCUGUCCUCAGGUAUCUGCCCCACCGGUGACAAGUCCAAGGUCAUCUCAUCCUGUCAGGCAAAGCAUGGACCCCUGGGAUUUCAGAAAGUGGCAGGUCUCCUUACCCAGAAGCUGACCUAUGAGAACGGGGUGUUGAAGAUGAACUACACCGGGGGGGACACCUGCCACAAGGUGUACCAGCGCUCCACAGCCAUCUUCUUCUACUGCGACCGCAGCACGCAGGCGCCGGUGUUUCUCCAGGAGACUUCCGACUGCUCCUACUUGUUUGAGUGGCGCACUCAGUACGCCUGCCCGCCCUUCGACCUGACCGAGUGCUCGUUCACAGAUGGGGCUGGGAACACCUUUGACCUCUCGUCCCUGUCGAGGUACAGUGACAACUGGGAAGCCGUCACGAGGACGGGAGCCACUGAGCACUACCUCAUCAAUGUGUGCAAGUCCCUGGCUCCACAGGCUGGCGCGGAGCCGUGCCCUCCGGAGGCGGCUGUGUGCCUGCUGGGCGGCUCCAAGCCCGUGAACUUGGGCAGGGUGAGGGACGGCCCUCAGUGGAGCGAGGGCCUGACCCUCCUAAAGUACGUCGACGGCGACCUGUGUCCAGACCAGAUCCGGAAGAAGUCAACCACCAUCCGCUUCUCAUGCAGCGAGAGCCAAGUCAACUCCAGGCCCAUGUUCAUCAGUGCCGUGGAGGACUGCGAGUACACCUUCUCCUGGCCCACGGCCGCUGCCUGCCCUGUGAAGAGCAACGAGCAUGACGACUGCCAGGUCACCAACCCCGCCACGGGACACCUGUUUGACCUGAGCCCUCUAAGCGGCAGGGCCGGCUACACUGCUGCCUACAGCGAGAAGGGGCUGGUGUACCUCAGUGUAUGCGGGGACAAUGAGAACUGCGCCCCUGGCGUGGGGGCCUGCUUCGGGCAGACCAGAAUCAGCGUGGGCAGGGCUAACAAGAGGCUGACCUACGUGGACCAGGUCUUACAGCUGGUUUACAAAGACGGCUCCCCUUGUCCUUCCAAGACCGGCCUGAGCUACAAGAGUGUGAUCAGCUUCGUGUGCAGGCACGAGGCCGGGCCCACCAACAGGCCCAUGCUCAUCUCCCUGGACAAGCAGACGUGCACGCUCUUCUUCUACUGGCACACGCCCUUGGCCUGCGAGCAGAUGGUGGAAUGUACUGUGAGGAACGGCAGCUCUGUCAUUGACCUGUCCCCCCUCAUCCACCGCACCGGGGGGUACGAGGCGUACGACGAGAGCGAGGACGACACCUCCGACACCAACCCUGACUUCUACAUCAACAUCUGCCAGCCGCUGAACCCCAUGCACGGGGUGCCCUGUCCCGCCGGCGCUGCCGUGUGCAAAGUGCCCGUCAGCGGCCCCCCCAUAGAUAUUGGCCGAGUCGCAGGACCUCCGAUACUCAAUCCCAUUGCUAAGGAAGUGUAUUUGAACUUUGAAAGCACUACUCCUUGCCUGGAGGACAAGCAUUUCAACUAUACCUCGCUGAUCGCGUUUCACUGUAAGAGGGGUGUGAGCAUGGGGACUCCGAAGCUGCUGAGGACCAGCGAAUGUGACUUUGUGUUCGAGUGGGAAACCCCGCUGGUGUGUCCUGACGAGGUGAAGGCGGAGGGCUGCUCCCUGACGGACGAGCAGCUGUACUACAGCUUUAACCUGUCCAGCCUCUCCAAGAGCACCUUCAAGGUGACCCAAGACUCACGCACCUACAGCGUGGGGGUGUGCACCGCGGCUGCGGGCCUGGACCAAGGAGGCUGCAAGGACGGAGGAGUCUGUCUGCUCUCCGGGACCAAGGGGGCAUCUUUCGGGAGGCUGGCGUCAAUGAGACUGGAUUACAGGCACCAGGACGAAGCCGUCAUUUUAAGUUACGCCAAUGGAGAUAAUUGCCCUCCAGAAACUGAAGACGGCGACCCGUGUGUGUUCCCCUUCGUGUUCAGUGGGAGGACCUACGAGGAGUGUGUUCUGGAGGGCAGGGCCAGGCUCUGGUGCGCGACCACCGCCAACUACGACAGAGACCAUGAGUGGGGCUUCUGCAGACACUCCAACAGCCACCGGACGUCCAUGAUUAUCUUCAAGUGCGAUGAGGAUGCUGACGUGGGGCGGCCGCAGGUCUUCAGUGAAGUUCGUGGGUGCGAAGUGACAUUUGAGUGGAAGACAAAAGUUGUCUGCCCGCCGAAGAAGAUGGAGUGCAAGUUCAUCCAGAAGCACAAAACCUAUGACCUGCGGCUGCUGUCCUCCCUCACCGGCUCCUGGUUCUUUGUCCAUGGUGGCGCCUCGUACUACAUCAAUCUGUGUCAGAAAGUAUACAAAGGGCCCUUGGGCUGCUCUGAAAGAGCGAGUGUUUGCAAAAAGAGCCACUCCGGCGACGUCCAGGUCCUGGGGCUUGUUCACACACAGAAGCUGGACGUCAUAGAUGACAGAGUCAUCGUAACUUAUUCAAAAGGCCAUCGGUGUGGUGACAAUAAGACGGCAUCCACCGUCAUCGAGCUGACCUGUGCGAAGACAGUGGGCCGGCCUUCAUUCAUGAGGUUCGACAUCGACAGCUGCACCUACCACUUCAGCUGGGACUCGCGGGCUGCCUGUGCCGUGAAGCCGCAGGAGGUGCAGAUGGUGAACGGGACCAUCACCAACCCGGCCAAUGGCAGGAGCUUCAGCCUCGGGGAUAUUUAUUUCAAGCGAUUCAGUGCCUCUGGGGACAUGAGAACCAACGGGGACAAGUACCUGUACGAGAUCCAGCUCUCCUCCAUCACGAGCUCCACAAACCCCGCAUGCUCUGGGGCCAACAUCUGUCAGGUGAAGCCCAACGACCAGCACUUCAGCAGGAAAGUCGGAACUUCUGACAAAACCAAAUACUACGUUCAAGACGGCGAUCUGGAUGUGGUGUUUGCCUCGUCCUCCAAGUGUGGAAAGGACAAGACAAAGUCCGUCUCCUCCACCAUCUUCUUCCACUGUGACCCUUUGGUGAAGGACGGGAUCCCCGAGUUCAGCCACGAGACCGCUGACUGCCAGUACCUCUUCUCCUGGUACACCUCUGCCGUGUGUCCUCUGGGGAUGGGCUUCGACAGCGAGGACGUUGGGGACGGCGCACAGGAGCACAGGGGGCUCUCGGAGCGGAGCCAGGCGGUCGGGGCGGUCCUCAGCCUGCUGCUGGUGGCGCUCACCGGCUGCCUGCUCACCCUGCUGCUGUAUAAGAAGGAGCGACGGGAGACGGUGAUGAGCAAGCUCACCAACUGCUGUCGCAGAGGCGCGAACGUGUCCUACAAAUACUCAAAGGUGAACAAGGAGGAGGAGGCAGACGAGCACGAAACUGAGUGGCUCAUGGAAGAGAUCCAGCUGCCGACGCCGAGGCCUGGGAAGGAAGGGCAGGAGAAUGGCCACAUCACCACCAAGUCCGUGAAGGCCGAGGCCCUCAGCUCCCUGCAUGCAGAAGACCAGGACAGCGAGGACGAGGUCCUGACCAUCCCGGACGUGAAAGUGCACUCGGGCAGAGGGACUGCGGCCGAAGGCGCGCACCCGCUGAGGCCCCCGCCGAGAAAGGCGCUUCGGGAGCCAGCGGACGACCGGGUAGGGCUGGUGAUGGGGGAGCAGGCCAGGAGGGGGAGGCCCCGGGCCGUGCAGAAGCCCGUGAGCUCCUUCCACGACGACAGCGACGAGGACCUCCUGCACAUCUAGACUCCGGGGCCUGCGGGGCGGGCUCGGUGACCCCGCCGGCGUCUCCAACCAAAUAAGACUGCGAUUCCGUGAUGCUUCUGUCAUUUUUGCCUUUAACAAAAACUGUUUCAAAAGGGAAGAGUUUUGGGUAUGGGGGAGAGGAUGAGGAGGUGGGCGCCACUCUCCGUGGUUGUUUGGAUGAGGCGUCGCUCCAGCUGCCGGAGGGCAGCGCCGGAGACCCGGGUUUUGUCCCAAGUCCUCGCGUAGAGGUGGCCACGGCGCACUUCUGACGCACCUGGGCCAGACGCAUCUCGGAACAGAGGGCUGCGUUUGAGGAAAACCCUUGCUGCUUUAGGCCCUGUAGGGUAUUUGAUCGUUAUAUUUUAGCAUUUAAUUCUCUCUUCCUAUUUAUUGACUUUGACAAUUACUCAGGUUUGCGAAAAAGGAAAAAAAAAAAAACUUUUUUCCUGCCAGCAGGGGUAAUCUACCUGUCCAUCCCUUAGCGGGGAGGCUGUUGGGGCGCUUGGAUGGUUUCAUACGAGGUUUUGACCUGGUCCAUGAUGUAUCCUCUAAGUUAGAUUCCGCCAUUCUGUCUCUUUUCCCUUUUGCUUCUGUUUCGUAAGGGCACACAUGUGCAUACACACGUGUGGGUCCUGAGUGCCUGAGCUGUAGAGGGUCUGCCCGCUCUUUGCCUCUAGUCAGUAACGGCUGCAGCUUUUUGCAUGACGUUUUCAAUCCUAGGUGCACAGGGCACAUUUAUCAGUAUUUCUUUCGCCAGCUGGUGAAGUCAAACAACCCACCCAAAGAUUGAAUUUGUGUGUGUGUGUGUGUGUGUGUGAGAGAGAGAGAGAGAGAGAGAGAAUGGAGUUGAGAUGUCAGACUUUUUUCCAGAUUUGGGGUGUAGGUCUCACCUCAUCAGGUUCUCAUGAUACCACCUUUACUGUGCUUAUUUUUUUAAGAAAAAAGUGUUUAUCAACCAUUCGACCUAUAAGAAGCCUUAAUUUGCACAGUGUGUGACUCACAGAAAUUGCAUGAAAGCCAAUGGGCCAGAUUCUCGCCCCUAGCAUUGCACUUGGAUUUCUGCUUGGGGGGUAGCUGAGGCCGGCCUCUCAGUCUGCAGGAUGGGAGGGCGGGACCGCUGUCCUUCCCCGGCUGUUGGCUCCUUUCUUGAAGUGUUUAAUGGAUGACUUUUCUCGCAUUAUAGAGCUGUAUAUAAACUCAGUGGUAUUCAUAUCCUGGAAGGCAAACCAACCUACAGGGUUCCUUGGUUUGUACUCCGUUUGGCUGGCUUAUUUGAUUUCAACAUGAGUGUAUUUUUAAAAAUUGAUUUCUUUCCUCUUUUUUCAAUCAAAUUUACUGUAAUAUAAAGUAUUCGACAAUUUGAAUAAAAGAUAA